Molecule: messenger RNA, 1344 nt
Organism: Crotalus tigris (Tiger rattlesnake)
Lineage: Eukaryota; Metazoa; Chordata; Lepidosauria; Squamata; Viperidae
Product: transcription activator BRG1-like
Exons: 7
Biological process (GO): chromatin remodeling
Cellular component (GO): RSC-type complex
Molecular function (GO): protein binding
Source: RefSeq, a predicted model, not a curated record
CAUCUGCCCCCAUUUGCUGGGCAGGGAAUAUGCCUUCUGUCUGGACUGCUACCUAUCAAACAAGUAGAAACAAAGAAGGCCAUAGAAGAGGGUACCCUAGAGGAGAUCGAAGAGGAGGUGCGUCAGAAGAAAUCCUCCCGCAAGCGCAAGAGAGACGUGGAUGUCAGUUCCUCAACCCCAACCACCAGCACUCGUAGCCGGGACAAAGACGAUGACAGCAAAAAGCAGAAAAAGCGAGGCCGGCCCCCUGCUGAGAAGCUCUCUCCAAAUCCACCCAACCUCACUAAGAAAAUGAAGAAGAUUGUGGAUGCUGUGAUUAAGUAUAAAGACAGCAGCAGUGGACGUCAGCUUAGUGAAGUCUUCAUUCAACUGCCUUCUCGAAAAGAGCUUCCAGAAUAUUAUGAACUCAUUCGCAAACCAGUGGAUUUCAAGAAGAUAAAGGAGCGUAUCCGGAACCACAAAUAUCGCAGCCUAAAUGAUUUGGAGAAGGAUGUCAUGCUUCUAUGUCAGAAUGCUCAGACUUUCAAUCUUGAAGGAUCACUGAUUUAUGAAGACUCAAUUGUUCUGCAGUCUGUCUUUACUAGCGUGAGGCAAAAAAUUGAAAAAGAGGAAGACAGCGAGGGAGAAGAGAGUGAAGAGGAGGAAGAGGGAGAAGAGGAAGGAUCUGAAUCAGAAUCUCGUUCUGUCAAAGUGAAGAUUAAACUGGGCAGAAAGGAAAAAGUACCAGACCGAAUGAAAGGCCGCAGACGCACCAGCCGUGGGUCCCGGGCUAAACCCGUGGUUAGUGAUGAUGACAGCGAGGAAGAGCAAGAAGAGGAUCGCUCAGGAAGUGGCACAGAAGAUGACUAGGUGACAUUCCAUGAUGGAGACCUCAGGCAUCAGUUUUUCCAAAGCAGAGGUGCUCUAGUCCUUUAGCUGCAACGGGUAGAAAGAAAAGUAGUGUUGGAUGUGGGUAAACUGUAUAAAUUCUUCCAUAUUUAUACUGCAGUGAAGAUGUAGGACUUACUUGUGUCUUGCCUUGUCCUCACAUCAGUAGCGUUUGUAACAGCAUUAACUGUUGUUUUUUUUUAAAAAAAAAUUAUGACUGGGGGAACACUUGAUUUUUUUUAAAGGCAGUACUAUUUUCAGUUGCAGUAUUGAAUCACUGUAGUUUUAACCUGUGGGUGCAUGUGUGUAAGCAGUCCACUUCCUAGUACUGUAUUUUAUGAAACAGGUCAAACAGCCAGCUGCUCCCCCCAAAGCAAGGAGAGGGUGGCAGGGGUAACUGUGUCAGUGUCACUGGAUUUCAAGCAGUAAUAAAUUAAGCAAAACAAACAGUAAUAAAUUAAGCAAAACAAACAAACA